AUGAAGAAAUGCAAACUGAGUCUGAAGUGGUUCGGGAGUCUGUCGAACCUCUCCAAAGAAAGGCCUGUCCCAGUGCAUGAUGGGAGAGAGGCGGAGGAGGCGUGGCUACAUGGCGUUGGAGACAAGCUACGCCCCCUGUGUUAUGCUCGCUCGGCUCAGAUGUACACACAUGUGGGAACCGUGCCGCGGGGAACACGCACAAAAGAGCACACACAGGAUGACGGAUCAAAAUGUUCUCUGGAAAAUGUGCGGGACUCCCCUUUGCUCGGAGCUCUGCAGACCCGGGCCCCUGUCUCCACUUCCCCUGCAGCUCCUCUCUCUCCUCGCUGUCACUCUGGUGGAGGGGAGACCCAGCUGAAGCCAAAGAGCUGCUGCGAGGAGGAGAGGACUGAGAAGAAGGAGAAGGAGGAGGACAGUUCUGAGGGAGUGUAUGUUGUAAUGGAACCGGUUCAGCUGCAGACACCAGCGCUCCCCGAGAAAGAGGGAAGAGGACGGCGGAGAGCAAACAGGGACCAGAGUGACGGCAGAAGAGAGUCUGUGAAGUUUUCAAAGUCUCUUUGUGAAGACGCUGGUCUGGACUUGAGUCACAGAGAGAUGGACGUUCAGAGACCGGACCAGGGCAGCUUAUCUCCGCAGAGUGGAGAGGAGCGCCCCCUGCCGUCAGCGGAGCAGAAUCAAACUGUCAGCAAAGUUACUCUCACCUUAAAGAUGAAGGAGUCCGUGGAAAGUCCUGCAGACCCGACCAUCUCUGAGUCGGACUGUGACAGCCUCAGCCCUGUGUCCUUAGCUACAACUGAGAACUCUCAAGCUAAUGAAGCUCACGAACGGCUCACACUACAAAAAGCAUCUUCAAAUCAAGAUCUGAUGCCAUCAAACCAGGACUUAACCCAGGACAUAAGCCAAGAUCUGAACAAAGAUUUACAAAACCAGGACUUAUAUUUGGAUUUGAACCAAGAUUGUGUCAUGGUAAAAUCUUUGGACAAGCAGAGUGUGAACCAGUCUACAAACCAAAUGGACCAGAGUUUGAAAGAAGAAUCAAAGGCAGACUCAAACCAACAUCUUCGCAAGGACACUAUAGAAGAUCCUGAGCACGACUUGGACCAGGACUCAAACCAGGACUCAGACCAGGACUCGAGCGGUUAUACUGAACUGGUGCCUCAGAGCUACGUAGAGCGACUGCGCAUUGAGGACCAGGGCUCAGAGACGCUAAAGGCUAAAGAGGCUAGCUUCGAAGCACUUGAAUCCACUUCCUGCUUCAGCCCCACGUACGAGACCACUUCCUGUUUCAGUCCGCUCUCGUAUCGGUCCGCCCUGAUGUCCUCUGAGAACCGCCCCCUCGAGGUCAACGUCCUGCGGAGGGUCAAACACGUCUUGUCUCAGGUCCACCCCAAGAUGGCCGCCUUGCACAUGACCAGGGCUGAUUGUGUGGUGGGCCGUAUCGUGCAGGUGAGCCCGCAGCAGCAAAGGACCAUGGGAGUGAGUUCUGGUGUGGAGCUGCUCACUCUGCCUCAUGGACAGCAGCUCAGACUGGACCUGCUCGAGAGGUUUGAGACAAUGGCUCUGGCUCUGGCCGUGCAGAUCUUGGGCUGCACUGGGACCCUGGAGGAGCGGGCCGCGCUGGUGAACCGGCUGAUCCAGACGGCAUCCGAGCUCCGCAGCGCCGUGGGGAACCUGUUUGGGUUUGGAGCCGUGAUGAGGGCGCUGCAGCUGCCACAGGUGUCUCGACUGGACCAGACCUGGGCGAUGUUACGCCAGCGACACACAGAGAGCGCUGUUCUCUUUGAAAAAACCCUCAGGCCCUUCAUGAAGAACCUGAACGAAGGAAGAGAGACCCAUCCGCUCUCCAGCACCUCGUUCCCCCAUGUGUUGCCACUGCUCUGCCUGAUGGAGAGAGGAGCUCCGGGGCCCGUGAUGACGACAGAGGAGGCUCCUGGAGACUUACCCCAGCUCUGGGAUUAUGAUUUGGGGGUGGAUGCCCUCAUGUUCCACCUGUCUGCGGCCAGAACCAUGGCUCAGCUCAGCAACGUCUACAAGAGCAACGCCAGCAGCCAACUUCACGGUCUGGAGGACGACCCGGAGCUGGGGGAGAUCUUUAGCACAGAGUUCCAGCAGCGUUUGCUCUGGGGACACAGAGGAGCCACCGCACCACAAGCUCUGAGAUAUGACAAGUUCAACCAGGUCCUGACCGCACUGUCCAACAGACUUGAACCUCCACGAACCAGGACUAAAGUGGGUUUGACGCAGAUCUGA
Molecule: messenger RNA, 2250 nt
Organism: Knipowitschia caucasica
Lineage: Eukaryota; Metazoa; Chordata; Actinopteri; Gobiiformes; Gobiidae
Source: the annotation of a GenBank genome assembly